UGACGUUUCUCCAGGAGCGCGACGCUUUUAAUUGCCUUUAUAUCUUUUUUACUUGACUACAUUCUUGUAAUUAUACCCUUUAAUGAAAUAGCCAAGUCAAAAUUUGAGAUAAAAUCAUAGGUUGUAUGGUUUACUGAGCUUGGAGCCGGUUAGGAUGUACUUAAACGAUGACUAUGGAGCUGUUUAUGUGCGAGAGAAAGGAGAGCUGCGUUAUGUAAACGCAGAUGCUCCGCAGCCGCACAGACUCUCCUUUAAACUGUGCAUUGACACAUUACCCUCAGCCGGCCAUGGAAAGAGAAGCGAUCAUUUCAUCUUUACCUACAACAAAGAGGGAAGUCUGCGGUACACGGUUAAAUCUUUAUUUGAUAUAUCAUUGCAGUUCAUUGCGGAUCACAUUGAGCAUGUCGAUUCACUGGUCGGUUUUCCUGAGCAAAUGGCUGAUAAGUUGUUCUCGGUGGCUGAAGAGAGACACAAGUUCACCGACCCUCAAACUGCACCCAGAGCACUGCAGCUUUUCUGUGAAGCCUAUGAAGAACUGGUGCUGAAAUCACUAUGUUUGAGAAAUAGGCAUCUUUUGAUAUCUGAAAGAUUGGAAGAGAUAAGACAGUUUCAGAGUCUGGAAUGCCUAGACCUCUAUGGAUGCAGAUUAGGUGACAGUCAUGACAUUUUUACAUACAUAACCUCUGAGGCUCUGGCUAGUCUAGUGAAGCUUUUCAUGGGUGCAAACCGCCUUUCUGAUGCAGGCCUGCAGAGAUUGACAGCACCAAUCAGGGUCAUGAAGAAAGGCCUAGAAAACCUGUAGCUUCUAGACCUCUCUGAGAAUCCCAUCACAGAGAAAGGUCUGGGAUAUCUAACAUGCUUUCCAUUGCUUAAAAAACUAGACAUAUCAAGGACAAAUGUAAAGCUUAACGUGACAUUGAAAGGAUUCUUCAGAAGAAAGAUGGGAAUGGUCCUCUCAGAGAUGCCUUUAAAGGAGUUUGCUCACUCUGAUUGCAAAACAGAGGGCUGGGCUGAACAGGUCAUAAACCAAUGGGAAAUUACUGCUUCAGAAGUGCCAAAGACAGAAGACAAGCCAAAAACAAAUGCUCUGCGUUUCUAUGGAAGGGAAAAGUUUGUUCGCGAGACAUUAAACUCCUUGUCUAGGACAAAUGAUGUCACAAAUGAAGACAAAGUGCUGGUUCACUUUUAUAGGCUUGAUUCAUGUGGUGGGAUUUCUUCAGUAGAACACAACACUCAUCCCACAACUGUUGCUACUGUACAGAAGGGCAAGAAGAGGAGACUGUCAGGGGAGGAAGAAGAACAAAGCAUAAUUCCUCUCGCAAAGCGCCAGUCUCUGUCAGCUUUAUCUGCAGAGGACUUAGAUCUGUUAAAUAGUUACUAAGCAACAACAGGCAUCCUAAAUAUUUGUCAAUGCAGUCCUCUGUGAGGAAAAAGACAUUGAAAUGCUUUUAAUUUGUAUUUUUCACAAUUAAGUUUUUCUGUAAUUCAUGUCUUUUUUUUGUUAAGGCUUCAUUGGCAUCUAGGGGGCAACAUACAGUCAUACACAAUACAAAUUCAUUUUGAGUAA
Messenger RNA from Triplophysa rosa, 1567 nucleotides. It is a transcript of the gene lrrc42, whose product is annotated as leucine rich repeat containing 42. The transcript is spliced from 7 exons. NCBI's taxonomy places the organism in Eukaryota, Metazoa, Chordata, Actinopteri, Cypriniformes, Nemacheilidae. The record is from RefSeq and is a predicted model, not a curated record.